CGUACGGUUGUUGUCUCUUCGUUUUUUCGCACCGUUCGUGCGUUUUCUCUAUCUAUCCUUACGUUUCGCGCUUUCUAUCUUUCUUAUAAGUCUCUUUUUCGGCUUUCGGCUAUAAUCGUUUGGUUUUUUUUUUUUUUUUAGAGUGAUCCCUAGAUUCUUCGAAGCUAGAUCGCGUGUGACAUUCUGAUCCUCCAUCGUCGUUAUUCUCGUAGAGAAACGCACGCACACGCAUCGUACAUGCGUAAUCUCUUUCUCUUUCUUUCUUUCUAUUGACGCUCUCCGUCCGUGGUUCCUUCGCUCGAAGAUAACAACGAGAGAAGGAAGAAUCCUCCUCGCAGGACCUUUUGGAUUUUUCUUCGACUCGUCGUCAUUCGUCCUCUUCAUUGUACACGGGCGCUACGCCUUUGAGAACUUCUCCUGCAUGAUUUCGUACGACCUGACGUCGUACGUAAGAAACAGGAAGAACGCGUUCGCCAUCGAGGAUGACGUAGCCCGAGGGUUACUUAUCGACGAGUCAGACGUCGAGGAUGCACGUGAGAAUAGUACCAAGAGCGGACGAAGAGAAGGAAAAAGGAAAGAAGAGAAGGACAUCAGAUCGUUCGAUUGAAGAAAUUGCAUUUGCUCGGUUCUUCUCGUCGUGGUUGUCGUUGGAUAUUUUCAACGAGGCAACGACCGAUAAAGACACUGCCAGGGUAACGAACAGCACCAGUCGUGCCCACCUGAGUCGUCCGUUAAGUCGCAUCCGUCGUCAUAACUUUGCGUCUUUCGUUCUUCUCACUUUUCCUCCCAUUCUGUAGACAUCGGAAACGUUUACGGACUCUAGACUUUCCCUGCACUUGUUUCUCUUUCUUCUCUUUUUGCACAGAAUCUUUUCUCUCUCUCUCUCUCUCUCUCUCUCUCUCUCUCUCUCUAUCUAUCUCUUUGUCUGUCUCACUCUAUCAAUCUAUCUAUCUCUUUCUCUUUCUCUUUCUUUCUCUUUCCGUUUUACCAACUUCUACUCUCGCGUACGCGUUGGAAGAUCAAAGAGCUAAGAAGCAGAAGAAGAAGAGAAAAGAGGAAAGAUGUUAGGCGUGAGUCAGCCGAGCAAUCCGCCCUCGAGCUUGCGUCACUCCGCGAGCUUCUCCUGUCUGCAAAGGAGCACCGUCGGCGAGGGCCAUCGUGCUAGAACCUCGACAUUGUUGCAACAGCCGAGCCUGCAGCUUACUAACGGCCACCAUCAUCAUCACCAUCACCACCAUUCUCAGCAUCAUCAUCAUCAGUACUCGUCCGGGCAGAGCGGCUCCUCGCUUCAACAGCCGAGUAACAACGUUCAGCAGCAACAACAGCAACAGCAGCAGCAGCAGCAGCAGCAGCAGCAACAGCAUCAGCAACAACAACGAGGAGUCGAGGCCGAUGCGAUUCAAGAGAGCAACGAUUACGGUUUCGUAAGGAUCAGGCCUCGUUUGCGAAGCACCAACGCUACGAUCUAUCACGAGGAGGAGGUGGCAGCGGCUAAGAGCGCUUUUAGAGAUCGAGACGCGUCAGCUUUCAGCGAUCGCGAGUGCGAGUCCUCGAGCUUUCGCGAAUUAUUGAAGACGAAGGAUCGAGAGCAAUCGCCAAAGAGCGGAGGCUCCUCGAAGAAUCAGAAUCCGUUGAAGGGUGCCUUGAUAUUGUUCACGUCCACCUCAUCUUGGUGGAAAGCGAGACAGCGAGAGGAACAGCUGAACGGUGUUGGUGGGUCCUCGAGUUCGGUUACCACCUCGAUCUUGCCUUCGUCCGAGCGAAAGUGGUCGAGCACCUCGAUGGCGUCACCCUCGAACGAGAGAAAGUGGCCGCCCUCGAUGACGUCGCCCACGAUGGGUGAACGGAAGUGGUCCGUCGGUAACAAUGCCUCGUUGACGUCACCAAGCAACGAGAGGAAGUGGACCAGGUCCUCGGUCUCUUCUAGCUCGACGAAUGUCCUCGCUGCCAGCACCGGAGGACAAUCUCAGCCGCAACAACAGGAUAGGAAAUGGCGCUCCCUAGGUGCCCUUCUUAGAGCUCCCACAGUUGGCGGAGGAAGUGGUACUUCCUCGCACGCGAGCGCUUCGCUUCAGAAUUCAUUUUCUCACAAUAUGAGCGUCUCGAUGAUCGAGAGCAGCACGGCCGAGCGUUCUAGAGAGGAGCCACGUGGCUCGGCUUGCAAAUCCUCCUCUACGAGAUACCAACAGCCGAGCUCGUACUCGGCUCGCGUAUCCCGAGUCACCAGAGAUAUAUACAGAGAGAACGGCGAGUUCUCGCAGGCUGCCAGGACUAAGGUCAGUCGUAGAUUGUAUCAGGAACCACCUAUCGAGGCUGCCGGCAAUGCGACGUCUACCGAUCGAGAGAUCAUCGAGGAUACCGGGAGACACUCGCUCGCGAGACACCAUCAGUUCAAGGACGAGUGCAGAGCUAGAACGAAUCGCGAGAGCUUUUGUAGAAUCGAUCAGACUACCGAAACUCGUACUACCGGAACCGGCACGACGACUACUUCGUCCUCGACCACCAGAUCGAGCAGGGCUCAGAGUUUCUAUCUCCUGGAUGAUUUUUUGAAGCCGCAACCUCAGCAGAACAAGUGCAUGUUGAAUCUUUACUUAUCCUCCCCGUAUUCGAAGUCGGUCGAAACGAAGAGAGCAUCGCAAGGAAACGUUACCACGAACAUAACACCUCCGAGACGUCACAAUUCGAGUUCGGAUAGUCUCGAAGUUGCUACCAGUCCUUUGCCGCCUCCUGUACCACCGCCGCCACCACAGCUAAGUGCUAGGGAAAGAGAGAGAGGUGAAAAUUUCAAGGAGAAGGAGGUGUGUCCAUGCAACAUGUGCUGGGCUUCAUUGCAGCAGAGAUCGUUCGCGGAAGAGGUGAGUAGGAGAUCGAAAGAACGCGCAUCUCUCUACGAAGAGAAAGGGAGGAGUCCCGGAACGCUGCACAAAGAUGUCGACGGUGCUGGUACCAAGGUCAGUGGAAAGACGGUCGGAGGUGUCGGCACGGCAACCCUCACCACGCUCUCCUCCAUUAAUAAUACAUCCAACGCCACUCGAAAUAAGAACAAUCCGGUAUCUCACGAGAAAUUACCGUCGUUCUUCAAUACGAAGCCCACGCGGGUGGAUAAAUCGAACGCCAAGAAUGCAAACAAUUCUACCAGCAACAACAUUCACAAUAUGUCGAUGCACGAAUCACACAGUGCCAUCACACACUCUCAUGAAUUUCAUGGCGGCAAAUUCCCUAUGACACCUCAGGAAGCUGUGAAAUAUUAUGGAUAUCGACUUCCGGAUUUCGAGCGCGCAGAGAUUGAAAAAUAUUCCGAGAUUUGGUACUUGGGUUUGUCGGCGAAUAAAAUUCACGGAGAGGAAGGUGCAUCGCAAAACGGCGGUUACGAUGACGAAAACGGUAGCUACAAUAAAGUCCUGCAUGAUCACAUUUCCUACAGAUACGAGAUACUAGAAGUUAUUGGAAAAGGAAGUUUCGGUCAGGUGAUUCGAGCAUUCGAUCAUAAGGCGAGUCAGUACAUCGCGAUCAAGAUCAUCAGAAACAAAAAGAGAUUCCAUCAUCAAGCACUAAUCGAAGUUAGAAUCUUGGAGCAUCUGAAGAAGAAGGAUCUGGAUGCCAACGCGUCGCACAAUGUGAUACACAUGUUAGAGUAUUUUUAUUUCAGGAAUCAUUUAUGCAUCAGUUUCGAAUUAAUGAGUUUGAAUCUGUACGAGCUAAUCAAAAAGAACAAUUACCAAGGAUUCAGUUUAAGUCUGGUACGACGAUUCGCUAACUCUCUGAUUAGCUGUUUGAGAUUGCUCUAUCGAGAAAAUAUCAUACACUGUGAUUUGAAACCGGAGAACGUACUUUUGAAACAACGAGGUAGCAGCUCGAUCAAAGUCAUAGACUUUGGCUCCUCCUGUUAUAGCCAUCAGCGUGUAUAUACGUACAUUCAAUCGAGGUUUUAUAGAAGUCCGGAGGUGAUUCUCGGUCUUCCGUACGGUACGCCGAUCGAUAUGUGGAGCUUGGGUUGUAUUUUGGCCGAACUUUAUACGGGAUAUCCUUUGUUUCCGGGCGAGGACGAGAUCGAACAACUCGCGUGCAUCAUGGAGGUACUUGGGCUACCUCCAGAACACAUCACCAGUCACGCUUCGCGUCGCAGACUCUUUUUCGAUCAGAAGGGUACUCCACGAUGCGUGACAAACAGCAAGGGCAAAAAGAGAUGGGCUGGCAGCAAAAACUUAACGAUGGUUCUCCGAUGUACCGAUACACAUUUCGUCGACUUCGUUAGCAGAUGCCUCGAGUGGGAUCCGAAGAAGCGCAUGACCCCCGACGAGGCAGUGCGCCACGAGUGGUUGAGCUCUUCUUUCUCUCAUGCGAGCUCCUCGUCGUCGUCGUCGUCGUCGACGAUGACGUCGUCGACGGUGAACGCGAAAAACGGCAACAACGGUAACAACAGCAACGCUACGGCAGCGGUCGUCGAAACGUCUCAAUCAUCUCACGCGCAAACUGUAACGCGCCUGACGGUCAGCGAAGCGUUGCAGCUACCUUCCAACAUGGAAUACGCUCCAUACAGUCUCCUAGCUCUCUACCUCAAGCACGAUAAACACAUGAAGAGGGUCGGCACGUCGGAGAACUCGAAGAGCGGCGGUGCAGCGACAACGGACAAUUCCAAGAGUAGCAGCAGUCUUGUUGUAAAGAGCAAGUUAAAUGGUAGCGCGAGUAGCCAUGCCUUGGCCAGUAGCGCUCAAACAACGACGUCCAGGCACGCCUCGACCGGUGACAUAGUUUCUAGCUUGGACCCAAAUCUCGACGACUCCGGAACCUUCCUUCCACCGAUAUUGUGAAGUCGGGUUUACGCUAGCCACUUUUAAACGUCCUCCGUUUGAGUUCGUUCUCUGCGUCCUUCCUCUCUUUCUUAGAUCGAACGAUUGAGCGAUUUUUAGCUGGCAAUUUUUCUUAGCUCCCCUCGGCUAAAAGUGUUUGGAUCUAAGGAAGGCAACAUUCUGGGUAGCGUCGUACAUGUGGAAUAGGAGGAAGAAUUGAAGCUUGAUGUAUAAUCGAGUAAGAAUGUUACUCAAUAGGGUAGAGGUAGUAUCGUGCAAGAAGUUAAUGAAAGCGAAGGAAACAGGUAAAUUUAAUAAAGAGUUAUUUCAAAAGAGAGCAGAGUAUCAUCGGCGACUCAAAUCGAUCAUUAAAGCGCGUCUUCGUCAUCAUCAUAGCGUAUCAUCAAAACAAAGUCAUUAUCAAUCGAUAACGAGUGAAGUUUUUCUUAAGUUCGGAAAGAGUACGCUUUCCAAUUUUCUAAGAGCAAUAUCGGAAAAUUGAUCGUUUCGAUAAAUCGAACGUCGUCGUUGAAAUGUAGGAACGCGUGGUGAGAGCGAGCACAUGGUGUGUGCGCUUAGAAAUGGCUGGCCCGUGUAAACGCGCUUGACGUUCUCGAUGCCAAAAGGGCUUAGAAAAUAUGUAUAUAUAUAUAUAUAUAUAUAUAAUUUAUAUAUGUAUAUGUAUUAUCGAUAAAAUUCUCAGCCCCUCCCCCUUAAUAUUGAACUAGCUACGAGGUCGAGAUCGCACAUCCAAACGUCGUCGUUUGGCUGAUCGUAGCGAAGUACAUGGGAUAUGUCGUUAUUAGAUCAUCGCUUGGAAAUACGAUGGAACCUAAAUUAAAAUACCGUAACGUCACUCGAGUAUCAAUCAAAUUAUUUUCUCGUUUAAUGGAACAAUCGUGUUCCUUCCAUCCGGAAUAUAUUUAUUUAACGGUAAAGUUCACGCGUCAAUAUAUCAUGAGAUUUCACGCGGUAUAAAUCAUCGAUAUUAAACUGAGAAAUUACUUUGAAAAAUUAUUCCGAAUGAUCAACAUUAUUGUUCUCUAAGGAGAGUAACUAUUAAUGGUUCAUCGAUGUGAUCGCGCGAUAUCAUUCAAUAUAAGCAUAACGUCGCGCUAAUCGAUGGUCUAACGAGAUAAUAAUUUUUUCCUUUUAAGCGAUCGCGAUGGCGAGCUUAAAUAUAUUCUACUAUAAUUUAAAGAUAUCGUCCGUGUAGUGUGUCGAAUGGAUUUUUAAUUACUUGUAGUAGGUAACUGUUUAUGGCGAUGAGAAAAUAUAUAAGGAAGAUAAAAAAGGUGAUGUUUGACGUUUCAAAAGAUCGCUCCUUUUUUAUCGUCUGAUUAUUUUUUAUCAUCAUGUCGAGAAGAUCUGAGCAAUUUUUCGUAGCUAUCAGCGGCUGCUAAAAAAUCGCUAUCAAUAAUAAUGAGAAUUUGAAAGGAGCAAUCUUAAAGUGAAAAAGAAAAAAGAAAAAAAAAUAAUAAAUAAACGAAGCGUGCCCCAGUUUCGCGAGGCCUGUGUAGUAGUCUUAUUGUGAUAUUAAACUACCACUGUCUUAUUUAGAUCUUUGGUAAUAAGAAAUAAUAACGAUCGUUAAUGAUUUCAUUACUAUUAAUCACUAAUAUUUUCUUUAUAAUGAGUAUCGCAAAAACAAGCUUAUUGCUACAAGAUUAUAAUUACAUGAUUAAUGUGUGCAAGAGAGGGAGAGGGAGAGAGAGAGAGAGAGAGAGAGAGAGAGAGAGAGACAGACAGAAAGAGAUGAUUAACAUUGACGAAGAGUUUAAUAUUAUCUUGUAGGAUUGUACAGCUUUUAAUUAAGUCUGCGAUAUAUAUUCCUGAAUAGCACGCGAUUUGCUUGCGUAAUCGAAUACGUAAAAUGCCAAUUUCACUGAAAUUUCCAUAUCAUUUGAAUUUUUCUUUAUCUAUAUCAAUAAUGCUUCUUUUUUUAUUAUUAUUGUUAUUAUUAAUAUUAUUAUUACUAUCAUCAUCACUAUUAUCCUUACUUUUACUACAAUUAAUAUUAAUAUUAUUAUUAUAUUAUUAUAUUAUUAUCAUUAUUGUUCGUACGAUUAUGAUAUUAUCAGUCAUACGUUAACAACGCAAUAUCUUAUGUAAAAAGCGAUAUCACACUUUAUAAGAUUGUACUUUAAUUCACCGAGAUUAUUCAUCGACGUCCAGCGUUUUUUGGAUGUUGGCGCAAAAAUCAAUGAGAUAUCCAGGGAACAGUCGUCUUUAAGAACGCGGAAUGGAUUUAAUGGGAGAUUAUAAUAUUUGUCUAACUUUCAUGUCGUUUAGAUGCGUCGAUUUUAACGAAGUUCGUAGAACCACGAAAGAUUGUAUAUCCGAGCUUAAUAUUCAUAGUAGUAUUCGAGAAAGAAUUUGGCCCCCUUCAAUCGAGACUCGAACGAUCGAGGAUUUCAUUCAUUUUUCUUCCGUAUCUUUUUCCUUUUUCUUUUGUUUUUUUUUACCAUUCGAACUUAUGCUUCAUCCGUCUCGUUCGAUCGUUCACACUUUCAUACGAUUUCAUACGAUUUCAUAUAGUCGGACCAAUUGUGCUCUUCGGUCCAAUUAAGAAGCUUAUAGAAAAUAAGCUUCGUCAAAUAUCAGCAGCGCUAGAGAACGAUCAUACGACAUUGAUUUUUUCACCUUUAGUUUCUCCCUUUUAUCUUCCUAAAAUCCCCCCCCCCCCUUUCCCAUUGGCUUCGAAGAAGAUUUAUUAGACGUUAACGAAUGAUCGAUUCGCGUAGUAUCUUUUCACGACUGAUCGUUAGUUCAAUUAAAUUCUCGUGGACCACCAUCUUUCUUGUUCGAGUGUCCAUUGAAAGAAAAGACAAAAAGUAGAUGAGUAAGUGAUCGUAACAAUAAACUCGUACGGUAAAACAUAAAACAACAAAGUACUUGUAACAAGACUGACUGAUUGUAUACAAUUUCAUCACACAAUUAUCACGACGUAAAUCAAUCGUGUUCUUUCAAAUUAGUGUCGUUCUCAUCGCGUAUAUUUAUACAUACAUAUAAAAAUGACAAAACGUUCGCAGAUCUUCUAGGCUCUUACGUCGUGUUUCCUCGGAUCUCCAAUUAGAAAAGGUUCAAGUUUAGCUUAUACCGCGCGUCCUAUCCCCGUGUCGUUAAUUUUUAUCACGAUUGAAGCCAAUUCUUCUUUACUUAAUAAAAUUUCGAAUCUGCGCUACUCGGAAAAUUAGUUUUCUCCUUCGAAAACACGUAUCGUCGUAUAUAUGUCAUUUGAAACAAUCCGCGUUCGUUGCAAAAAUAGAGAAAGAAUAAAAAUGAAGUCUUUUUUUAAUAAAAAAGAAAGAAAAAAAAAAAAAGAAAAAGAAAAAAAAAGAAAUUGCGAAUGUCGAUGAUACAACGGGAAUACAUACAUACAUACGUAUUCGUAAUUCAAGAAAAUUACCGGCAUUAUUUAUCGUUGUUGUCUAUUAUAUCACGCCUAAUUACUGUUCCCCUUAUUUUUCUUUAAUAAAUUCUAUCGCAGCGUUCUUCAAUUUGCUGUUCGCGAAAUAUCUAAACGAGGAAAGGGAAAGGGGGGAGAAAAAUGAAGAAAUAAUGAAUAUCUUUUCGCGAGAUGGGUUCGAUGAACUCGAACGAAGAGAGGAGUUUGCAACUUCAAUGUUCUUAGUGACUAGAAAGAAAGAAAUCGAAAAAAAAAAACAGAUGAAAAGGAAACCGAGCAUACACAGUAAGGGAGAUAUCAAAUUCUGUAUAAAUAACGUUUUAGUAAUAUGUGUGUAUGCGCGGAUCCUUGAAAAAAGGUAUGUAUGAUGUGUGUUGUGUGUGUAUGAGAGAGAGAGAGAGAGAGAGAGAGAGAGAGAGAGAGAGAGAGAGAGAGAGAGAGAGAGAGAAUACAGAAGACCGAAAGAAAGAGAGAGGGAGAGAGAAAGAGUGAAAGAAUGAAUCAUAUUUACGCGUACAUGUAUAUAUAAUAUAUCCAUACAUAUAUAUUAUACACACUUGUGCGCGUAUUACUUUGCAUAUACAUAUUAUAUACAAGUAUGUAUUAAGAGAAAUCACGCAAGCAAAAAACGAGUUAAAUAUUAGUAAUUAUCAUAGAAAUAAUAGAACAUUAAGUAAUAUAACCCCAUAAAAACUCGGGGAUACCCUAAACAAAAGCAAAAAAGAAAAAAGAAGAAGAGGAAGAAGAAAACAAAAAGGAUAAUUGUACAGCCCUAAGUUUUUAGUUGUGUUCAUUAUUAUAUACAGCGGGAUCAAAUUGUAUGUGUAUAGGAGACACUGUUGUAUAAUCUGCGUCGAAGAAACGCAUUCGCGCACAGUCAUAUACGUGUAUCCGUGCGCGUAGGUCCGAAAAGAAAGAAAGGAAUGAAAAUAAAUUUGAUAAUGGUAUCGAUCCCGAUUUCAUACACGGAAGAAAAAUGCGCGAUGAAAGAGAGAGGGAGAGAGAGAGAGAGAGAGAGAGAGAGAGAGAGAGAGAGAGAGAGAGAGAGAGAGAGAGAGAGAGAGAGAGAGAGAGAGAGUAAAAUACUUUUAUCGAUCCGCACAAAGAGAAAAAAGAAAAAAAGAAAAAAAAACAAGAUUGCGGAUGAAAAAGGGGCGAUUGCUCUCUAGUCCUGAAUUAUUAUGAACGAACGUGAUCCGAGUUGAAAGGGGACGAACAUGAUCUUAGAGACAUAUAUGUCUUCUUAACGAAUGUGUAACAGAAGAAAGAUAGGGAAGAAAAAUUGUCUCUGUGAAAAAGAAUUAAAAAAAACCCCCUCCAGCGUGCGAGCGAGCGUGCGUGCGUGUAAAAGGCUCUAGCGUAUAUCUUCUUAGAAGAAAAAAAAAGCAAAAAAAAAAAAAAAACAAAAAAAAAAGCAAAAAAAAAAAAACAGUUUGUAAAACCAAUUAUCGAGUUAACAACGUGGAUAGAUCGUCUUUAAAGUUAGAUAGUAAAACUCUUGUAUGCGUGACGCGUUCUAAGGAGAAUAGGUAAAAAAGAAAGAAAAUGAACUAUCAUCGUCGAGCGAACGAAGGACACGACCACUUCCUACAAACUUCACUCUCCCCUUUUAUCCCUCGAUGCUCUCUCUCGAGUUUCGACAAGCGACAUCAUCAAAAAAGAAAAAGAACAUAAAUAAAUGC
This is a messenger RNA of Vespa mandarinia (Asian giant hornet), 9881 nucleotides long. RefSeq lists its product as uncharacterized. The record is from RefSeq and is a predicted model, not a curated record. Gene Ontology annotation, molecular function: protein serine/threonine kinase activity; protein serine/threonine/tyrosine kinase activity; ATP binding. Gene Ontology annotation, biological process: peptidyl-serine phosphorylation; peptidyl-threonine phosphorylation. Lineage: Eukaryota; Metazoa; Arthropoda; Insecta; Hymenoptera; Vespidae. Gene Ontology annotation, cellular component: cytoplasm; cytoskeleton; nucleus.